Messenger RNA from Helianthus annuus (common sunflower), 5401 nucleotides. RefSeq names its product E3 ubiquitin-protein ligase KEG. The transcript is spliced from 16 exons. The record is from RefSeq and is a predicted model, not a curated record. Gene Ontology annotation, biological process: late endosome to vacuole transport; protein ubiquitination; negative regulation of abscisic acid-activated signaling pathway. Gene Ontology annotation, cellular component: trans-Golgi network; early endosome. Gene Ontology annotation, molecular function: ATP binding; ubiquitin-protein transferase activity; protein binding. Bases 230 to 5101 code for a protein of 1623 amino acids. NCBI's taxonomy places the organism in Eukaryota, Viridiplantae, Streptophyta, Magnoliopsida, Asterales, Asteraceae.
UUUCAACAAAACCAGAAGCAAAACCACACCAACACCCAAAAAAAAAAAAAAAAAAAAAAAUUCAAAACCCCCAAAAAAAAACCUUGUCCCGUGUGUGCUCUCCAGCUAUUCUUCCCAAAUCCAAUCAAUCAAUCCAUCAAUGGAUCUACCAUUUCCGAUUCAACAACAACAAUCUCCAUAACAACAACAAUAACAAUAACAACAAGAUCUCAAAUCACCAACAACAAGUAUGAAGAUACCUUGUUGCACAGUGUGUCAAACAAGGUACAACGAACAAGAUAGGGUUCCCUUGCUGCUUCAGUGCGGCCAUGGCUUCUGCAAGGAGUGUUUAUCACGAAUGUUCUCUUCAGCUUCUUCCGAUACUUCUCUGUCCUGUCCACGCUGCCGUCAUGUUUCCGUUGUUGGAAACUCCGUUCACGCUUUACGGAAGAAUUACGCGAUUCUAGGGCUCAUUUCGUCUGCUUCGAGUGGCGAUUUCACCGAUGAAGAUGAGGAGGAUGAUGAGGAUGAACAGUUGACGGUGGCGGUGGAGAGAGAACAGAGAGAACAGAGAGGGCAGAGAGAACGGUGUGAGACGAAUUCUUUGAGUUCUAAUGGUUUGAUUGAGUUAGGGUUGCAUGAUUUGAGGGUUUUGAGGAGGUUUGGGGAGGAUUUGGGGAAAAAGGGAGGUGUGGAGAUGUGGAUGGGGGUGGUGAGUGGGAAAUCGGGGCGGUGUCGGCACCGGGUGGCGGUGAAGAAGCUGGUGGUGAUAGGGGAGGAUACGGAUUUGGUGUGGGUGCAGGGGCAGCUUGAGGAGUUGAGGCGGAAAGCGAUGUGGUGUAGGAAUGUGUGUAGGUUUCAUGGGGUGAUGAAGGUGGAUGGGUGUCUUGGGUUGGUUAUGGAUAAGUGUAAUGGUUCGGUUGAGACCGAGAUGAGACAGAAUGAAGGGAGGCUUACUCUUGAGCAGAUUUUGAGAUACGGUGCAGAUAUUGCACGUGGGGUUGCUGAACUUCAUGCGGCAGGUGUGGUUUGUAUGAAUCUUAAACCAUCAAAUCUUCUUUUGGAUGAAGAUGGUCGUGCAGUAGUUUCUGAUUACGGGCUUCCAGCCAUUUUAAAGAAGCCUUCUUGUCGAAGAACCCGUUCAGAGUGUGAUUCCUCAAGAACUCAUUCAUGCAUGGAUUGCACAAUGCUGAGCCCGAACUACACAGCUCCCGAGGCAUGGGAGCCCGAAAAGAAAUCAUUAAAUAUAUUUUGGGAUGAUGCCCUUGGUAUAUCUCCAGAAUCAGAUGCUUGGAGCUUUGGCUGUACUUUGGUGGAAAUGUGCACUGGUUCCGUUCCGUGGGCUGGUUUAAAUGCUGAGGACAUAUAUCGGGCAGUUGUCAAGGGCAAGAGGCAACCUCCACAGUAUGCAAGUGUAGUAGGUGUUGGAAUACCAAGGGAUCUGUGGAAAAUGAUUGGGGAUUGCUUGCAGUUUAAGGCAGCCAAAAGACCGACUUUUAGUGCUAUGCUGGCAAUAUUUCUUCGUCACCUACAAGAAAUACCUCGCGGGUCUCCUGCAAGCCCGGAUAAUGAUGUAACUGUAUUACCAAAAGCAAAUGGUUUGCCACCUUCUCCUUCAACUGUCUUGGAAGUUGGUCAUGAUUACCAAAGUCUCCUACAUAAAAUGAUUUGUGAAGACAAUGUGUCUGGUGUGAGUGAGUUGCUGCAAAGGGCUUCAUCAAAAAAUGACGGCAACUCAUUUCAUUAUCUGCUUGAAGCACAAAAUGCCGAAGGCCAAACUGCCCUUCACUUGGCAUGCAGACGGGGAAGUGUUGAACUCGUUGAGGCUAUUUUAAAUUAUCCAGAGGCCAAUGUUGAUGUUCUUGAUAAAGAUGGGGACCCACCGCUUGUCUUUGCGCUUGCAGCUGGAUCUCCUGAAUGUGUUCGGGCUCUUCUUAGUAGAUAUGCUAAUGUCAGAUCUCGGUUAAGGGAUGGGUUUGGCCCAUCCGUUGCUCAUGUCUGCGCGUAUCAUGGCCAACCUGAUUGUAUGCGUGAAUUGCUAUUGGCUGGUGCUGAUCCAAAUGCAGUUGAUGAUGAAGGUGAAUCUGUACUGCAUAGAGCCGUGACAAAAAAGUACACAGAGUGUGCUCUUGUUAUAUUAGAACAUGGGGGCUGCAAAUCUAUGGGAAUUUCAAACUCAAAGAAUCUAACGCCUCUACACUUAUGUGUGACAACUUGGAAUGUAGCAGUUGUUAAAAGAUGGAUUGAAGUCGCGUCUUCUGAAGACAUUGCUGACGCCAUAGAUGUACCAAGUCCGGUUGGCACUGCAUUAAGUAUGGCAGCUGCCUUAAAGAAAGACCAUGAAGCCAGUGGUAGGGAACUGGUGCAGAUACUGCUUGCCGCUGGAGCUGAUGCUACUGCGCAAGACACACAGCAUGGACGUACAGCUUUGCAUACUGCUGCUAUGACUAAUGAUGUUGAGUUGGUUAAGAUUAUUCUUGAUGCUGGAGUUGAUGUGAACAUAAGGAAUGUGCAAAACACAAUACCGUUACAUGUUGCAUUGGCAAGAGGAUCAAAAUCAUGUGUUGGAAUGCUUCUUUCUGCAGGAGCAAAUUGUAAUAUGCAGGAUGAUGAAGGCAACAAUGCUUUCCAUAUAGCUGCUGAUACAGCAAAGAUGAUUCGUGAAAAUCUUGAAUGGAUCAUUGUUAUGCUUAAAUAUCCAGGGGCUGCUGUAGAAGUUAGGAAUCACAGUGGCAUGACGCUGCGUGACUUCUUGGAAGCUCUUCCUCGUGAAUGGAUUUCAGAAGAUUUAAUGGAAGCACUUGCAAACAAAGGGGUUCAUUUGUUUCCCACAAUAUAUCAAGUAGGCGACUGGGUGAAGUUCAAAAGUACUGUUGUCACUCCAACAUACGGGUGGCAAGGUGCAACACACAACAGUGUUGGUUUUGUUCAGAGUGUCCCAGACAAAGACAUUCUGUUUGUUUCAUUUUGUUCUGGUGAAGCUCGUGUUCUUGCCAAUGAAGUUAUCAAAGUCAUACCGUUGGAUCGUGGUCAACACGUGCAACUUAAACCAGAUGUCCGAGAGCCAAGGUUUGGUUGGAGAGGUCAGUCUCGAGACAGUAUUGGAACCGUACUUUGUGUUGAUGAUGAUGGGAUAUUGCGGGUUGGGUUUCCUGGAGCAUCCAGAGGAUGGAAGGCGGAUCCUGCAGAAAUGGAACGGGUUGAAGAAUUCAAAGUUGGAGAUUGGGUCCGGGUCCGGCCCGCUCUUACCACAGCUAAGCAUGGAUUAGGAUCAGUCACACCAGGAAGCAUUGGUAUUGUAUAUUGUAUUAGACCCGAUAACAGUUUAUUAUUAGAACUCAGCUAUCUUCCAAAUCCAUGGCAUUGUGAACCCGAGGAAGUUGAACCCGUUGAGCCGUUUAGGAUUGGUGAUCGGGUUUGUGUAAAACGGUCGGUUGCAGAGCCCAGGUACGCUUGGGGCGGUGAAACACAUCACAGUGUUGGAAAAAUUAUUGAAAUAGAAAGUGACGGUCUUUUGAUAAUUGAAAUUCCAAAUCGACCCAUACCAUGGCAAGCUGAUCCUUCUGACAUGGAAAAGGUGGAAGACUUCAAGGUCAGGGACUGGGUCAGAAUUAAGGCUUCUGUGUCAUCCCCUAAAUACGGGUGGGAGGAUAUAACCAGAAACAGCAUUGGAUUGAUCCAUAGUUUGGAGGAAGACGGUGAUAUGGGAAUCGCCUUUUGCUUCAGGAGCAAACCAUUUUCAUGUUCUGUGACAGAUGUCGAAAAAGUGCCACCUUUUGAAUUGGGUCAAGAAAUACAUAUGCUUUCUUCAGUCAGUCAACCGCGACUUGGAUGGUCAAAUGAAAGUCCAGCCACCGUUGGUAAAGUUGUUAGAAUCGACAUGGAUGGAGCUUUAAACGCGAAAGUGGCGGGAAGACACAGCUUGUGGAAAGUAUCUCCUGGAGAUGCAGAAGUGCUUUCAGGGUUUGAAGUAGGUGACUGGGUUCGUUCGAAACCGAGUGUGGGGACCAGACCGAGUUAUGAUUGGUUAAGUAUCGGGAAAGAAAGUUUAGCAGUUGUCCAUAGUGUACAAGAUACCGGUUAUUUAGAAUUAGCUUGUUGUUUCCGUAAAGGUAAAUGGAUGACUCACCACACAGAUAUCGAGAAAGUUUCUGGCUUUAAAAUCGGGCAGCAUGUGAGAUUCCGGGCAGGUCUACAAGAGCCCAGAUGGGGUUGGAGAGGUGCCCAACCUGAUUCACGAGGUGUAAUAAUCAGUGUGAACUCUGAUGGUGAAUUACGAGUUGCGUUUUUCGGGUUAUCAGGUUUGUGGAGAGGCGAUCCUGCGGAUUUAGAGAUGGAACCGACUUUUGAAGUUGGAGAAUGGGUUCGAAUGACGGAUAAUUCUAGUGCUUGGAAAUCAAUCGGGCCCGGUAGUAUUGGAGUUGUACAAGGUAUUGUGUAUGAAGAAGAUAAAUGGGAGGGGAACAUUUCGGUUGGUUUUUGUGGAGAACAAGAGCAUUGGGUCGGGCCAAGCACCCAUCUUGAAAAAGUCAACAAGCUGACAAAUGGUCAACGUGUGCGAGUCAAGUCUUCAGUGACUCACCCAAGGUUCGGGUGGUCAGGACACACGCAUUCAAGUAUAGGUGUAAUAUCCGCCAUUGAUGCUGAUGGGAAGCUAAGAAUAUACACACCCUCGGGCUCAAAAUCAUGGAUGCUUGACCCAUAUGAAGUGGAAGUAGUAGAACAAGAAGAACUUCAUAUCGGAGACUGGGUUCGGGUGAAACCAUCUGUCUCGAACCCAACCCACCAUUGGGGAGAUGUGACUCAUUCAAGCAUUGGGGUGGUGCACCGCAUUGAAGACGAUGAUCUUUGGGUAGCGUUUUGUUUCUUGGAAAGAUUAUGGCUUUGCAAAAACUGGGAAAUGGAACGGGUCAGACCGUUCGUAGUGGGCGAUAAAGUGAAAAUAAAAAAGGGUUUGGUUAACCCGAGAUGGGGUUGGGGCAUGGAGACACACGCGAGCAAAGGUCAAGUGGUUGGGGUGGAUGCUAAUGGGAAAUUAAGGAUCAAGUUUCAAUGGAGGGAAGGAAAGCCAUGGAUUGGUGAUCCUGCUGAUAUUGUUCUUGAUGAAAUUGAAAACCCGUGACCCGAAUUAUGAAACCCGAGCAUCCGGGCCGAGUUUUGUAGGUGUUGGGUGUUUGGAUACAACUAAUGUGGAUAGAAACCAUGAAAAAUGAAGAUUGCAGCCAGAUGACAAUGAGGUAAGUAAGCUAUUUAGGUAAAUAGUCUACAUAUGGAUUGGUGUUUUAAUUUUAUAUUAUACAGAGGAAUAACACCAUUUGAUUAUCAUCUUUUUUUGUUGUUAGACACAUUGUGGCUUUCUUUUAUGUACCUUUUAACUCAUGUCUUGUUCAUAUUGUGUUAUAUACACCGAUUUCUUAUCUAA